AGGAAACUGUUUCGCCCAGUCCACAGUCGAUAUCUUGUGAAUCUUUCCAGGUCGAUGAUGAAGAAGUUCUUGUCGAGUUCGUCUUCAUGCCGAUUUCAGCCGCACAAGCAAAAUUGACGUCAUAAUGAUAUGCCGAGUCCUUGUGUCCGAAGAAGAGGAGCAAAGCACGUAUAUCAAUCGUCAGUACCCAGUAUCAAACGGUCAAUUGCCGAAUCUCACAAUUUCAUGCCUCUGCUGUAACUGAUUUACCUCUUUCGUUUUCUUUUUGUUUUUUAGACUGUUAGAACAUCACAAAAGUUCGACAAUACUUUGAUUCUUCGUUGACUCCGCCGUGUCAGUUGCAUUCGCUUUUGGGUUAACGAACAUAGCAGUCGGAAAAUGUCCUCUCAACCGCGCGAUCAGGAUGAAUUUCUCAGUGGAGCGGAACGAGGUGAUCCAAUGGAGAUGCUUCCACCCGAGCUUCAAAGAGAGCGUCAGAGGCUAGAAAAGAUCUUCACUGUAGACACAGCUAUGUUGAAGAAGAUCACCAAAAGGUUCGGCGAGGAGCUUGAGGACGGCCUCAAGAAAGAGCGACAGAAUAUACCUAUGAACAUCACUUGGGUUACUUCUCUGCCUACAGGCAAAGAGAGUGGCACUUACCUUGCGUUAGACCUGGGAGGCACCAACCUUCGUGUCUGCCUUGUAACUCUGAAUGGACAGGGCGAUGCAGAGGUGACACAAGAGAAGUAUCACUUACCGUCAGAGAUCAAGACUGGCACUUCUGAACAGCUCUGGGAUUUUGUCGCCGAUUCCCUGCAGAAGUUUGUCGAACAGCACCAGCCAGAGUCCCAGAACCGUUCCGAACCCCUACCGCUUGGUUUUACAUUCAGCUAUCCAGCAACUCAAGAUAGAAUUGACCAUGGCCGUUUACAAACGUGGACGAAAGGUUGGGAUAUUGAUGGCGUGGAGGGCCAGAACGUGGCGGCAAUGUUGGAGGAUGCGAUAGCGAGAAGGAAACUACCUAUAAAACUGGUCACUUUAGUCAAUGACACAACCGGUGCGCUGAUCGCGAGCAUGUACAAAGAUAAAGAUACUAUUAUCGGCGCUAUUUUUGGAACUGGUUGUAACGCAGCCUACAUGGAGAGCAGAAAGAACAUAUCGAAACUGAACAUAAGUGACGAGGAAAAAUCGAAAUACGGCACAGGCGGUGAGGACGAUCUGAUGGCUAUCAACUGCGAGUAUGGGGCCUUUGACAACUCCCAUACCGUCCUUCCUCGAACGAUCUUUGACGAGAGGGUCGACGAAGAGUCACCCCGACCCGGUGAGCAGACAUUCGAGAAGAUGUCCGCUGGAUUGUAUCUGGGCGAGAUCUUCCGACAGGCAAUCCUGGACAUGUGGAAACAAGGAGUCCUGUUCAAAUCAGAGCAAAGGUCGGAUCAGGGACAGACUGCCGAUGACGCAGAGAAGAAGAGGAGGAGUAUCGGCGAACCCUACACCAUUGACACAGAGUUCCUUUCAGCGAUUGAAAAUGACGACUCGGAGGAGCUGAUUGAAUCGAGGAAGCUGUUUGCAGCACAACUGUGCCUUCCAGGCUCGGAGUCCAAAACUUUGUGCCCGACUUUUGAAGAGUUGCUGCUCCUGCGACACUUGGCUCAACUGAUUGCCAUUCGAGGUGCGAGGCUCUGCGCAUGCGGUGUGUCAGCAAUAUGUCAAAGAUUGGGUACGAAGAGCGGACAUGUUGCUGCAGACGGCUCUGUUGCCAUCAAGCAUCCCCAUUUCCGGAGACGAUGGGAGAUGGCCGUGGCCGAGGUCCUCGACUCGGAGCCAGGUCAAAUAAAGCUGACUAGUGCAGAGGACGGGAGUGGUAUCGGGGCAGCUGUAAUCACGGCGCUGAGGAUGGCGAAGUAGUAGGGAUGAACCACACAUGCCUGGGCCGCAGGAGCUUUAUGGAAGGGAUCAUAUGGACGUGAAGAGGUUGUUGAGCGAAGUACCUUAUCUGCAAUGGAGCGGCUGUACAUAUCAAAAAAGACAUUCAUGAU
Messenger RNA from Exophiala xenobiotica, 2018 nucleotides. RefSeq lists its product as uncharacterized. NCBI's taxonomy places the organism in Eukaryota, Fungi, Ascomycota, Eurotiomycetes, Chaetothyriales, Herpotrichiellaceae. Gene Ontology annotation, cellular component: cytosol; mitochondrion. The record is from RefSeq and is a predicted model, not a curated record. The coding region runs from base 379 to 1887 and encodes 502 amino acids. Gene Ontology annotation, molecular function: ATP binding; glucokinase activity; mannokinase activity. The transcript has 5 exons. Gene Ontology annotation, biological process: intracellular glucose homeostasis; glycolytic process; glucose 6-phosphate metabolic process.